Leptinotarsa decemlineata (Colorado potato beetle) is the source of this 889-nucleotide messenger RNA. Its product is annotated as lipid transferase CIDEB. The record is from RefSeq and is a predicted model, not a curated record. Gene Ontology annotation, biological process: apoptotic process; regulation of apoptotic process. Lineage: Eukaryota; Metazoa; Arthropoda; Insecta; Coleoptera; Chrysomelidae.
UGUAGUUCGGUUGGCAUGCGCCGCAGAAAUCAGAAAGAGUGCAUUCAUUCAUUGAAUGUAGGCUGCAAGUUGCAAAAAUUCAAGUUUACGGCUUUUGAGGGCGUAAACUUUGUGGCGUGAAGUUUUAAGAUUUAUGAAUUGUGAUUGUUUUGAGUAGUGAAAUUCUCUGACGCGAAGUUCUUGCGAUAAAGAUUAAUUGAACAUAUAUCAGAUGAAAUUGAAAGAUAAAAAUUAUGGAAGAGGAUGAUGGUCAAACUGGAAAACCUUUCAAGAUAACAACAGCUUCUAGAGAAAUAAAAAAAGGCGUAGUGGCUUCGUCUUUGCAAGAUUUGUCUUCAAAAGUAUUGGAAAAACUGAAUCUUUCAGACAAGGACAAUAUUACUCUUGUUCUUGAGGAUGAUGGUACUGAGAUAGAUGACGAAGAGUACUUUGGUACUCUGGAUCCCAACACCUGUCUAAUGGUGUUGACUGAGGGCCAGAAUUGGUUUCCGAAAUCUCCACCCUUACGUCUCAAUAUAGAUGAUGUGGACAACAAAGGGGAGAGAGACCUUGUUAACCUUGUUGGUAAGCUGAAGCAUAAUAUGUGUCAUGUGUCUUUACUUGGAGGUGCUGAUCUUGAAUUGCUCAGUGAUAUGGACCCAGAAUCGUUGGUUGAUAUAACAUUUCCAGAUAGAAUAUUUCUCGACCAGCUCAAAGAGGUUUCAGGAAGAUAUUUGGCUGAUAAGCGCCAGGCACAAGAUGCUUUGGAUUUGUUGCGAGUAUACAACGAGAAAGAAAAUGAGACUGAAGGUGGGAAAUAGGGAAAUGUAGAAACCAUUUUAUUAGAUAUCAUUAAUGGAACCCCUUACCUAAAAUGUAAGUUGAAAUUACAUACAUUUUAUAUCACAAA